Messenger RNA from Coccinella septempunctata (seven-spotted ladybird), 847 nucleotides. RefSeq names its product clathrin light chain (gene Clc). Lineage: Eukaryota; Metazoa; Arthropoda; Insecta; Coleoptera; Coccinellidae. Bases 80 to 718 code for a protein of 212 amino acids. Gene Ontology annotation, biological process: clathrin-dependent endocytosis; intracellular protein transport; clathrin coat assembly. Gene Ontology annotation, molecular function: clathrin heavy chain binding; structural molecule activity. The record is from RefSeq and is a predicted model, not a curated record. The transcript is spliced from 7 exons. Gene Ontology annotation, cellular component: synaptic vesicle membrane; plasma membrane; clathrin coat of coated pit.
GUGCGAAGACGUCAGUGUCAUAGUUGUCAGCCUCACAAUUUUAAUUGAAUUUUCAAACAAAAAUUACAGCUUUUAUAAAAUGGAUAACUUUGAUAAUUUCGAUAAAGAAGUAGAUCCUGCAGCUGAAUUCUUAUCCAGAGAACAAAAUGAACUUGCUGGACUUGAAGAUGAAGUGAAGCCCGCUGUACAAUUUAUCCCUCAAGUAAAUGGAGAUGAACCGACCAAUUCUGCCAGCAGUUUCGAAAUUAUCGAGGGAAAUGAACAAGAUGGUUUUGAAAUUUUGAAACAAACUGAUGAUCAUCUUAAGACCUUGAAUGGAUCAUCUAGAGGAGCAUCGCCUAUACCUGUGGCCAGAGAGGAGCCCGAGAAAAUUAGGAAAUGGCGUGAAGAACAAAUAAAGAGACUUGAAGAGAAAGAUGCCGAAGAAGAAAAGAAAAAACAGGAACUCAGAGAAAUUGCCAAAAAGGAACUUGAAGAUUGGUACAAAAAUCACGAGGAGACAAUUGCCAAAACUAAAGCGGCCAACAGGGAUGCUGCAAAGAAUGCUGAAAAACAGUUCGUGUCUGAGGAGAACGAUAUAGUACCUGGCACAGAAUGGGAAAGGAUUGCGAAAUUGUGCGAUUUCAAUCCGAAAGCUAAGCAAGGUAACAAAGACGUCUCAAGAAUGAGGUCUCUUAUUCUUCAGAUGAAACAGAAUCCAAUUCAGUCCUCUGCCUAGACCAGUAUUCCAUUUAUUAAGACACAAUAUGAUAUCUGAAGAAUUGAAAUGCUUUAAAGUCGUGUUAUAUGAUAUCCGUAGGCAAUUUUGUUUCCUCUUGGGAUGUGAAAAAUUAUCAGAGAUUGAAAA